AUCCUGAGCUACACAACCGCUCAUGUCCUGUGAUUCGAGCGCUCGAAUCGUUCCCUUCCAACGCUCUGGCGUUGAUCCGCCGCCUGGGAAACGCAGUAGGUUCAAGCACGGAGCCUUCGAUUAUCGAACAUUCGUGCGUGUUGCUCCGGUUUGCCGCAUUGCGCAACAUGCAGAGCGUCUUGAAAAGCCUCACGGCGGUGCUGCUGGCACGUGCGGCGACGGCGGAGCUCACGAUCGUGACGCCGCACGACGCGCUGCCGGAUGGCGUGCCAUACACGCUGCUUCCGGUGGCCCAGCGGCCACUCUACCGCGGCAAGAUCGUCGGGCCACUCGUGACACCCGCAGCCCCCAACGCCACGGCCAUCGAGCUCAUCCCUGCGAUCGGCAACUGCCCCGCGUUUGCUUUUCCGACCGCCAAUAGCUCGACGGACAAGCCAAGCGAGGAUGCCAUGCACCGCAUUGCGCUGCUGCCGCUCACCGAUUUGCCCGACUGCAAGGUCGUCGACCGCGUGCGGCAGGCGCAAGCGGCUGGAGCUAUUGGUGCGUUCCUAUACGACGCCAACCAACUCAACGCAACGGUGCCGUUCGAGAGCAUGCGUCCUGCCGCCGAUAUUACGAUCCCUGCCGUCUUUCUUGGCGGCCUCGACGCCGCGCGGCUCGAGCAACUCGCCUCCGAGACGCCGGUCGUGGCGCUAUUGCGCUGGACGACGCCGCACCCCGAGACACACGUGAGUUUCGACGUGUAUUUCCCCUCAACUGCCCGAAUGGAUCGCGGGUACAGCGGGUACCCGACGCUGUUGGCGACCUUUGGCGACCUUGUGCGCUUCACGCCUCACUUUGAAAUGUAUCGUGCUGGUGCGUGGGGCUGUGGCAACAUGAGCGACUCGAGUCUCUGCGCCGCACUCUGCGUGGACGGAGCGUGCACGUACGAUCCUGAAGACGACGCCACCGUCGGGCUGGACGGCAAAGACGUCUUGGCCCACGACGUCUUGGCAUUUUGCGCCUACGAGCACUCGAAGCCGAACGCGUCUGCCUUUUGGGAUGUUACAAACCGCAUCUUAACCGAGUGCACCGCGGGUGUCGAUCCAGCGACAUGCCGCACACGGGUCUUGGCGUCGUUUACGCCCACGAUUGGUGCUGCGAUAGCUGCGUGCGCGGACAACAACGCAACUGAAUUUUACAACGCCGAGCUGCAGCAUGCGUACGCUGCGGGUGUUGCCACGUACCCACUCGUGACGAUCAAUGACCAGCCGCUCUACGGCGUAGAGGACUGGGCGUGCGACGAGCCGAUUUCCAUGACGACCUGUGCACCGCUCAGCGUGCUCUGCCGGUAUCUCGAGUACUCGAACGUGACGCUUCCGGACGGUGUGUGCGCCCCCGAGUACUGGCAGAGCCGGUGCCUUCCGCCGCAUGCCAUCGAUGACUGCGGUGUCUGCAACGAGCGCGACAGCGCCAAGUGGAGCCGUGCGUGCCGCGGCUGCGACAAUGUUGUCCACAGCAACAAGACAUUGGACGUUUGCGGCGUGUGUGGCGGCGACGGCUCGUUUGAUAUUUGCGGCGAGUGCCUUCCCGCCAAGGACUCGCGACGCGAUACGGUAUGCGCCGACUGCAAAGGCGAACCGUGGGGCCCUGCGACGCGCGAUGCGUGCGGAGUCUGUGGAGGUCAUGGGUCGUUUGAUGCGUGUGGCCUGUGCUUCCAAGCCGACGACCCGCGCCGCCAAAAUUACGGGUGCCAACUCGAGGUGGACCCAGAUGCUGUGCACCUCAAGCUUUUUAUUCGUGGAGUCGGUGCUGGGGUGUUUGGUCAGUCGGCGGCUGUGACGACGUUGGCGUCGACGCUCGCCGCGGCAGCAAAGACCGAAGCGACCAGCGUGCACAUCAGGUCGAUCGAGACGGUCGACGAUGCACUUGUUGUCAACAUUUUUCUUCUUCCGACGGCGUCGUCACCCGAGGGCGCGAGUGAGAAUGUCGUGGCGCGCCUUGGCGCUAUCGACGUCAGCGCGCUCGUCCAAGACGUCUAUUUGCACUCGGAGGAUGCGUCCAGUCGCGCCGUCGACGUCAAAGUGCUGUCGAUGGAGGGCGGCGCGAAGAAGGCGCGCACGGUCCCCAAAAUGUGGUACGUUGGCGCGCUCGGCGGGCUUGUCGUUAGCACAGCGCUGACGACGUGGCUUGUUCAACGGCGCGAUCGGCGUCUCAAGAGCGACAUGCGCCAGCUCUUUGCGCGGUACACGCCACUCGUGGCGAUGGACGAAGAGGACUCGUAAACCACGCAAACGAAUCUGCUCCUUGGUUUUUCAAA
This is a messenger RNA of Saprolegnia diclina VS20, 2299 nucleotides long. RefSeq lists its product as hypothetical. The record is from RefSeq and is a predicted model, not a curated record. Bases 168 to 2264 code for a protein of 698 amino acids. NCBI's taxonomy places the organism in Eukaryota, Oomycota, Saprolegniomycetes, Saprolegniales, Saprolegniaceae. The transcript is spliced from 7 exons.